ACAAACCUUUGUGAUUGGCCACGUGUGUCUCACGGGUUGUUCUGUCUGACACCACCAUCAGUAGUGACUCGCCCGAGGUGAAGGGAGGGCGUGCGAGUUCAUAGUUCAUAACGUUAGUCUGGCUGGUUAUUGGGGAGACAGGGAGUGCUGGAGCACCGGAGACUGUUAUCGUCUUCCCGUGACGUUGGGGCUUUGGGAAUUGCCGACACAGUAACCAACACCAGGAGGACAAGAUGGCUGGAAUCCUGAAGGGGAUUCGUGCUGCCUUUGGUGAUGUAGAAAUGGCACCAUAUACUGUCAUGGCUGAGAGAGAUGCAAGUUUAUGAAGAGCGCAUAUAUCCAGCCAGGAAGUGGGCGUGUAUUACAAUGGCAGGCUUGAGUCAGCAAGAACUAGUCAGUCCUAUGUUUCGUGCCCUCUUCAAUUAUAUCGCUGGCAAGAAUGAUCCUAACAUCAGAAUGGACAUGACCUCUCCUGUGACAACUUAUGUAGUGCCAGGAGCUGGACCAGCAUGCGAGUCCACUUUCACUAUGGGAUUCUUAGUGCCUGAGGAACAUCAACAGAUUCCACCACCUGCAGCUGACAAGACUAUCUUCAUUGAGGAACGUCCAGAAUUAACAGUUCUUACAAGGCGUUUUGGAGGAUAUACCAAUGAUGAGGUUAUAAUAAAAGAAGCUAAAGAACUUGCAGAGGCAAUAAAGAAAAAUGGAGAAAUUGGAGUGAACUUCAAUCAGUACUACGUUGCAGGAUAUGAUCCACCCUUUAAGUUAUUUGGAAGGCGCAAUGAAAUCUGGUUUGUUAAAACGAAGAGUACUGACAAUCAAGAAGGAAAAGAAUUGACUGCAAAUGAAGAUGAGAGCAAGAUGAAGGAAGCAAAUGGAUCUAUUGUCAAAGAUUCUGAAGAUAUUAAGAAAGGUGAUCAAAAGGAUGAGUGAAGUUGAUAAAUAGCAACGGAUGGGGUACAACAGGAAAUAAAAGGCUUGAAUAUACAAGUAGGUUUAUAUGAUUACUCCUGAAAAGUUAUAUUUACUAGUGGAAGUAAUGACUGUGAUUAUAUUGCAGGUGUAAAAAAAUCACUGUAAUGUUAGGUAUGUUCUAGUGGCCUUAUAGGUUAUGUCAAAAGGAUAUAAUUGGCUUUAGAAGUUUUAUAGUAUGUACAGAGUUGACAGCUUUAAAUUCUAUAGUAAAAUGUUUAAUGUACAUUUUUCUGCCUUUGAUUGGCAUGGAUUAUAGGUGCAGAAAAGUUUUGCUACAGCAAAAUGAAUAUUCUCACCCAUAUUUUCUGUGGAUUACAUGUGAUUGCUAAACCAGCAUGCAAGAUUAAAAACUGGAAAAUUCUAUCUAGUAUUUAAGCAUAGAUAGGGUCAUUACUUGCAGUAUUGGGAAAGUUUACUCAGAACAACCCUGUAAAUCAUUCGGGGGGGUAGGAAACCAAAUGAAAAUAUAAAAGCUUGGAUUAUAAACUCAGCUUUAACAUUUAACUUUUUGCAGUCAAACUAUCCCAUAUCUCCAUUUUGCAAGCUUAAUUAGCCAAACCCCCCCCCCACCUUCUCACUAUUAUUUUUUUCACUUCACAGAGUUGUUUUCCUCAUGCAAUUUUAGUGCUUACAAGGUUAAGGAUCUGUGGUUGUAAUUUGUAAUUAUUUUGAUCACGGUAUUUUAGAUGGUUCCAUUUAUGUGUAAUUUAAUUUUUUGAAUGGGCCAUGUUCUCGCAUGCAAAUUAAAAAAAAUCCAAAUAUAGGAAGGUCUUUAACUUGCAAACCCCACAAGUUACACACUUAAAAGCCAAUUAAAAUGGUAUAUUAUUUGAGUUUAGGGCUAUAACUUGUGUGAACUUGCCAUAUUAUUACAGUAUGUUACCAUUGAGAAAUGGUACAAAUGUCUGAAAUAUUCUUUGUACUAUUGUUUUUCUAUACAAAAUUUGUUUGCAAGUGAGACACCGAGAAUAGAGUAAGUCACUUUGACUUUUUUGGGUUAUCGUAGGUAAUUUACACAUUUGUUACUAUGUACGAUAAUUGUACUUGUGUGUACCUGUGCCUAAAUGAACUUGCUUGUAAGUUUGGGGUUAUACUGUAGCUAUGCGAGAUGAUAGAAGUGCAUUGAACAUUCAUGUUGCUAGUGAUAAAAUGUUUUAGUACAUAAGACUUUUUCAAGCUUGAACAAUUUGCCUGUAACUUAAAAGAUCAUGUUAAGUUUUGCUAACUAUUUUCUCAGUAUUUACAAAAUUGAUCUUCCAAAUGAGAAUAUAAAUUGAUAAAAUCUAUUAUGCUAAGAGGAUUUAAUAGGAUUACUUUAAGAAAGAGAUCAAAAGAACACUGCACUACAUAUGAACAUCUAAUUUAGAGGAUACAAUUGAUUGUCUAGAUUUUAAAAUCUCUUGGUUCUUGUACUUGUCCCUAGAAUGGUGCACAUUUUGGAAAAAUAUAUAAUGUAGGGACCAAUUUUGUUAAUAUUAAGCAGGUGACCCAAGUAAUUUUAUUCGGGUUUCUUUCAACGAACCGGCCACAUCCCACCGAUGCAGGAUGACCGAAAAAGAAAACCAAGAGUUUUCCUUACAAAAUUUAGUAAUUUAUACAAGAGAAGGGUUACUAGCCCCUUGCACACUCUUAUUCAGUUAUCAUGCAUGAAUUAAAUCUAAAUUUUUUUAUAUAAAUGAAAACCUGAAUUCUCAAGAGUUCAUCACCAGUGAGUCUCUUAUGUCUAUUAAAUAUUCCUCUAUUUGGAAGCUGUUUAGAAUAGAUUUAGCUGUUGCACUAGUACGGUAUAAAACUUUACCCAUAUUUAUAGUUUUGUUAAUUUGCUGAACUGUUAACCACAAUUUUAAACAAUUUAUUGUAAAUGCUUAAUCUUGAUGGAUGUUCUUGUUGUAUUCAGUAUUGUUUUGUUGUGGGUACUGUUGUUGGGUGGACAGUAAUUUUUUCAUCCUUUCUCUUCUUUCUCAAAGAUACUGAUCAGCUUUUAUAUAUUUUUAAUUAAGAUAAAUUGUUAAAACACUUGUGAUUUUGAUUAGUUUAUAGUUUUUUUAAUUUUACUCGCCAAACUUCUUUGUUGUGUUGUUUAGAUCAAAGUAAACCAACUUAAUUUAUAAAUAUGCUAGCAGGAAAUGUAAAAUGUUAAAUUAUUAUUUUAGCAAAGUAGAUGCGAUAUUUUUUUACUUCACCCCUCUUAAAAGAAUCUCACGAACUUCAUUGUACACAACUUUUGUUAAAGCAUUCUCAUUGUUGCACUUCCAUAGAGGUAAGGUUAUUGCAUAUGUUAUUUUUUGUAAUAAACUAGUUGUACUGUAUAGUCUUGUAUGAAGCUCAAUAUUAAAUAAAUCUUAUUCUUCAA
Cherax quadricarinatus is the source of this 3328-nucleotide messenger RNA. RefSeq names its product heme-binding protein 1. NCBI's taxonomy places the organism in Eukaryota, Metazoa, Arthropoda, Malacostraca, Decapoda, Parastacidae. The record is from RefSeq and is a predicted model, not a curated record.